UCCUUGGCCUAUACAGGAAAACUACAAGUUCUCCGCUUAUUCCCAGCACUACAACAUACUAAAAACCCUAAACCUUACCUCAAACAACGGUGAACAAACCUUUAAUUUUAACAUGAAGUUGCUACUCUAGUGGACUCUUUAAAGUUUGUUUUUUUCUCUGCGAAAUGUGUAUACAUCACCAUUUCAUUGGCACUUUUCCGAUUAGCUGAAGAUGGGAACUAUUUCAUUUCACGUUUGCUUAUUUCUUGGACUGUUUGUGAUUUGUUUCCCUCUUUGUCUUUGCGUUGAUGACAACAGCAGUAAAAGUAACGAAGCACAAGUAAGAAUUCAACAGUGUCAGACGUGCCGCCGAUCCCAAUUGAACCCUGUCUGUGGCAACGAUGGCAAAACGUAUUUAUCAUUUUGUCACCUCCAAAGAGCCGCCUGCAUGAUGAAGAAAACGCUAGAGAGAACGAAUCUCCGAUUAUCCAGGUGGGGUGCAUGCUCCACGAUGACAACUCAGUUAAAGGACGCUGGUAAUGGCAACGGAGGCAGAAGUCCACGUACAACGCGGAUGCCUACGCAGCGAGUGACCAUGAAAUCUACGACGCACCCACAUUCCACGCACGCGCAUCCUACGAACACGCUCACCACAACGUAUCCUCCCUCCACAAUCCACUCACAAACCUCACCGAUGACAAGAAGCAAGAAAGUGUGUUUCGUUUGCUAUCCUGUGCGCGUCACCGCGCCGGUAUGCGCAAGCAAUGGUGUGACGUACGACUCAAUGUGCCAGCUUCUUCGAGUUGCCUGUUUGACUGAACGAGCUACGGGAAAACGAGGACCAUCUUACAUCAACACGGGACAAUGUGCACCUCCAAGAAGAAGGACAUAGUAACAUACUACACAGGAAGGGUUAAAAAUAGGCAAAGGGGGUUUAACAAAGAAAACAAGUUCUUAUGUUUUAGCGAAGUCAACAGUUAGGCAUACUUAAAAAAAAAAUCCGGAAUUCAUUGAUUUCUAUCAAGUUUGACUCCGAUCACGUAAACAUUACUCUCUUCCUGCCACGAUCGGUGGUAAAUCCUGAAUGUCAUAUUCAAGCUUAGUCUGUGAACUUAAUCUGGUUCAGUAAAUCAUUAUUUUGUUUGUUGUUCCCUUUGAUAUCAUAUAUCAUCCCAAGUAAUGACUUAUAUAUUGUCACAGAUAUCGUUACUUUUCCUUUUGUGCAUUCGUCACAAUUUUUUUAAAACUUAUUCCCCAAUGAACAAUAUUGAAGUCAAAGCUACACAUGCACUCUAUAAUUUUCCUUGUUUAAGUUGUUGUCAAGGUGAAGUCAAUUUAUAUGACCAUUGGAAUCAUCCUUCAUAAUUCCAUUCAAGGUCAUGAAAAUGUUUCCACGAUUGAGGAUGAUGCAUCACGAAUAAAUGAAUAAUGAUUUAAACUUGGAUAAUGAUACCCCAAUGCACAAUGACUAUAAAUCUUAUUCAACAAUAUCGUUGCACCAUCAAAACCAAUUACGUAUAAUCAAAUAAAAUGAAAGGGGUUAGCUGGGGCAACUGAAGUUGGUAUAAAUUUAUCACCAUUUUUCGUUUGCAUAUCUUGGUAGAAAGAUAUAUAUGUUGGGGCGCUGUAACGAGGAGAGCAUUAGAAUAAUUGUAUCCCUUAGAAUAAGCAACUGCUUGAAAGAAGAUCUGUUAACCAAUUGUAUCAACACAUGCCUUAAAAUCGUUAUUGAUUGAUGUCUUUUAAGAGUGUAUUUACCUUUUGUCCCAGAUCGACCAAAGGCAUAUCAAUUUGCCUAUCCUAAGGUAUAUGCAUGGCAAUGAAUCAAUGACUACUAAUACUGCAUGUUGUCAAAUUUUCACGUUUUGGGUUACACCAUUUAAACUGCCGACUGUUAAAUAAAUCCAGUAUGUCUGUAUUCAAUUCCACUUUGUCUUUCUAAUUUCAAUAUGGAAUAAACCGAGAACUACAGCAGCUUCAGAUGCUUGUUUUCAAACCUUAACUUUUUUAUCACCCAAAUCGAAGUUGGAAUGUGAAACCAGUUUUUGUUGAGCACGCGCUAGAUCCCGUGCUUUCGGAAAGGUCAGUGAAUAAAUCGACGAUAUUGCCGAAUAAUGUUUCUUUCCACUAAACACGCUGUGUGCCCUAAGGCUGUGUUUCUUUUAUCCAUUAUAAAGAAAUCAUUAAAACAACGUCCUGGAAGUAAGUGAAGAACUUCAGAUUUGUCUUUAUAAAGACAUCGUACCCAUUCACUUCUAUCUCUCUUAACCAGGUUUAAGCAGGCGCUACAUGGUAUUUAUUU
Lytechinus variegatus (green sea urchin) is the source of this 2281-nucleotide messenger RNA. RefSeq names its product agrin-like. The record is from RefSeq and is a predicted model, not a curated record. The coding region runs from base 212 to 871 and encodes 219 amino acids. Gene Ontology annotation, biological process: cell differentiation; multicellular organism development. Gene Ontology annotation, molecular function: protein binding. Lineage: Eukaryota; Metazoa; Echinodermata; Echinoidea; Temnopleuroida; Toxopneustidae. The transcript has 2 exons.